UUGGUUGACCACACGAACUCCACGCGCCACUUUUCUCCACAGUAGACAUGAAGAAUAUCCCACAAGGUGGUGGAAGAAAUAACAGAUCGUUUUUCUCUUGACCGAACUGUAUUUUCGGUGAAAAAUUUCAUUUUCCCAAGAAAACCAUCUCGCCAGAAUGCACGAUUUUUGCUUCACAAUCCCUUAUGGAUUGGUCCUGGUUGGUGGGGGCAUUGUUGGGUAUGCCAAGAAGGGGAGCCUUGCUUCUCUAGGUGGGGGCUUGGGCACUGGAUUUGUGCUCAUUCUUGCUGGUUAUUUGAGUCUCAAAGCCUUCAAGAAGAAGAAGAACUCAUACCUUGCCUUGAUUCUUGAAACGGUUUGUGCUGCUGCACUCACAUGGGUCAUGGGUCAGCGCUAUAUGCAAACCUCCAAGAUAAUGCCAGCUGGCAUUGUUGCUGGGAUCAGUGCUCUCAUGACUACAUUUUAUCUGUACAAGAUUGCAACCGGUGGCAACCACAUCCCAACCAAGGCUGAGUAAUGGCAUUGAGAAUCUAUUUCAACAAAGGUCUCACACAAAAUGUAACAAGAUCACACAAAUCCAGAUGCUUGUAUUGAACACUUCGAUGUUCUUGAUUGACUGAAAUGUUACCACAUGCCAAAAUUACAUCUUGUGUGUAUGAAAUUGAAGAUGACUUGUAGGUGAAAAAACCAGUUCUCUAACACUCUUCAUUGUUUUUUCUGAAUCAAUUAAAGACAGUCUCUAGACUAAUGCUAGAGAAAACCCAUA
This is a messenger RNA of Vitis vinifera (wine grape), 766 nucleotides long. Its product is annotated as protein FATTY ACID EXPORT 5. The coding region runs from base 158 to 517 and encodes 119 amino acids. Gene Ontology annotation, cellular component: membrane. The transcript is spliced from 3 exons. NCBI's taxonomy places the organism in Eukaryota, Viridiplantae, Streptophyta, Magnoliopsida, Vitales, Vitaceae. The record is from RefSeq and is a predicted model, not a curated record.